AUGGCGGGGGCGCCGCGCGGCCAAGGCGGCGGCGGAGGCGCGGGCGAGCCCGGGGGCGCAGAGCGGGCGGCCGGGCCGGGCGGCCGGCGUGGGUUCCGGGCGUGUGGCGAGGAGUUCGCGUGCCCCGAGCUGGAGGCGCUGUUCCGCGGCUACACGUUGCGGCUGGAGCAGGCGGCCACGCUGAAAGCGCUGGCGGUGCUCAGCCUGCUGGCGGGAACCCUGGCGCUGGCGGAGCUGCUGGGCGCACCGGGGCCAGCGCCCGGCCUCGCCAAGGGGUCGCACCCAGUGCACUGCAUCCUUUUCCUGGCGCUGUUCGUGGUCACCAAUGUCCGAUCCCUGCAGGUGUCCCAGCUGCAGCAGGUCGGUCAGCUGGCGCUGUUCUUCAGCCUCACCUUCGCGCUACUCUGCUGCCCCUUCGCGCUGGGCGGCCCCGCGAGGAGCUCUGCGGGAGGCGCAAUGGGCUCGGCGGUCGCCGAGCAGGGGGUUUGGCAACUCCUUUUGGUCACCUUCGUGUCCUAUGCCUUGCUGCCCGUGCGCAGCCUACUGGCCAUCGGCUUCGGGCUGGUGGUGGCUGCCUCGCACUUACUGGUCACAGCCGCCUUGGUCCCUGCCAAGCGCCCACGUCUCUGGAGGACGCUUGGUGCCAAUGCCCUGCUCUUCUUCAGUGUGAACAUGUAUGGUGUCUUCGUGCGGAUCUUGACAGAGCGCUCCCAGAGGAAGGCUUUCCUGCAGGCUCGAAACUGCAUUGAGGACCGGCUGAGGCUGGAGGAUGAGAAUGAGAAGCAGGAGCGGCUGCUCAUGAGCCUCUUGCCCCGGAAUGUUGCCAUGGAGAUGAAGGAAGACUUCCUGAAGCCCCCUGAGAGGAUUUUUCACAAGAUUUACAUCCAGAGGCAUGACAAUGUGAGCAUCCUGUUUGCAGACAUCGUGGGUUUCACAGGUCUGGCGUCCCAGUGCACGGCCCAGGAGCUGGUGAAACUGCUCAAUGAACUCUUUGGCAAGUUCGAUGAGUUAGCUACGGAAAACCACUGUCGCCGAAUCAAGAUCCUUGGAGACUGCUACUACUGUGUGUCUGGCCUCACCCAGCCCAAGACUGAUCACGCCCACUGCUGUGUGGAGAUGGGGCUUGACAUGAUCGAUACCAUCACAUCCGUGGCUGAGGCUACUGAAGUAGACCUGAACAUGCGUGUGGGCCUCCACACCGGCAGGGUUCUCUGUGGUGUCCUGGGCCUACGCAAGUGGCAGUAUGACGUAUGGUCCAAUGACGUGACCCUGGCCAAUGUCAUGGAGGCUGCUGGCUUACCAGGGAAGGUCCACAUCACAAAGACGACCCUCGCGUGCUUGAAUGGGGACUACGAGGUGGAGCCAGGUCAUGGCCAUGAGAGGAACACCUUUCUGAGAACUCACAACAUUGAGACCUUCUUUAUUGUGCCAUCCCAUCGGAGGAAGAUAUUUCCAGGCUUGAUUCUCUCGGAUAUCAAGCCAGCCAAGAGGAUGAAGUUCAAGACCGUCUGCUACCUGCUGGUGCAGCUCAUGCACUGCCGGAAAAUGUUCAAGGCUGAGAUCCCCUUCUCCAAUGUGAUGACCUGCGAGGAUGACGACAAGCGGAGGGCAUUGAGAACAGCCUCGGAGAAGCUCAGAAACCGUUCGUCUUUCUCUACCAAUGUGGUCUACACCACUCCGGGUACACGUGUCAACAGGUACAUCAGCCGUCUUCUUGAAGCCCGCCAGACAGAGCUAGAGAUGGCCGAUCUGAACUUCUUUACCCUGAAGUACAAGCAUGUCGAACGAGAACAAAAAUACCACCAGCUUCAGGAUGAGUACUUCACCAGCGCCGUUGUCCUCGCCCUCAUCCUGGCUGCCUUAUUUGGGCUUAUCUACCUUCUGGUAAUUCCACAGAGCGUGGCUGUCCUGCUGCUGCUGGUGUUUUCUAUCUGCUUCUUGGUGGCCUGUACCCUGUACCUGCACAUCACGCGGGUCCAGUGUUUUCCAGGGUGCCUGACGAUCCAGAUCCGCACCGCUUUGUGUGUAUUCAUAGUGGUCUUAAUCUACUCAGUAGCUCAAGGAUGUGUGGUGGGCUGCCUGCCCUGGGCCUGGAGCUCUCAGUCCAACAGCUCCUUAGUGGUCCUUGCAGCUGGUGGCCGGCGCACUGUGCUGCCUGCCCUGCCCUGUGAAUCUGCACACCAUGCCCUGCUCUGCUGCCUGGUGGGCACCCUCCCACUAGCCAUAUUCCUGCGGGUGUCCUCCUUGCCAAAGAUGAUCCUGCUGUCUGGGCUGACUACUUCCUACAUCCUUGUCCUGGAGCUCAGUGGAUACACCAAGGUUGGGGGUGGUGCCCUCUCUGGGCGCAGCUAUGAGCCAAUCAUGGCUAUCCUGCUGUUCUCGUGCACGCUGGCCCUGCACGCCAGGCAAGUGGAUGUCAGACUCCGGCUGGACUACCUCUGGGCAGCACAGGCGGAGGAGGAACGGGAUGACAUGGAGCGAGUCAAGCUGGACAACAAGAGGAUCCUCUUCAACCUCCUGCCAGCUCACGUCGCACAGCACUUCCUCAUGUCCAAUCCCCGGAACAUGGACCUCUAUUACCAAUCCUACUCCCAGGUGGGCGUCAUGUUCGCCUCCAUCCCCAACUUCAAUGACUUCUACAUAGAACUGGAUGGCAACAACAUGGGCGUUGAGUGUCUGCGGCUCCUCAACGAGAUCAUUGCCGACUUUGAUGAGCUCAUGGACAAGGACUUCUACAAGGAUCUGGAGAAGAUCAAGACCAUUGGGAGUACCUAUAUGGCUGCCGUGGGGCUGGCGCCCACGGCAGGAACCAGAGCUAAAAAGUCCAUCUCUUCCCACCUGUGCACACUGGCAGACUUUGCCAUCGACAUGUUUGAUGUUCUGGAUGAAAUCAACUACCAGUCCUACAACGACUUUGUUCUCCGAGUCGGCAUCAACGUGGGCCCUGUGGUUGCUGGAGUGAUCGGUGCUCGAAGGCCCCAGUAUGACAUCUGGGGAAACACAGUCAACGUGGCCAGUCGGAUGGAUAGCACUGGGGUCCAGGGAAGAAUUCAGGUGACCGAGGAAGUCCACCGGCUGCUGAAGAGGUGCGAAUACCAGUUUGUGUGCAGAGGCAAAGUCAGCGUCAAGGGCAAGGGAGAGAUGCUAACGUACUUUCUAGAAGGCAGGACUGAUAGAAACAGUUCCCACGGCAGGACCUUUCGCUUGGAGCGAAGGAUGUGUCCUUAUGGGAGAGGUGGAGGCCAGGCCAGACGACCUCCACUGUGUCCCGCAGCUGGACCCCCAAUCAGACCAGGGCUUCCUCCAGCCCCCACUAGCCAGUACCUGUCAUCUACAGCAGCAGGGAAGGAAGCCUAGUGGAGCCCAUGGGCCACUGGAGAUGCAUGCAAGGCAAGAAUGCUCCAGGGUGACACAAGCCCCAUGGCUUUAGCCAGGACCAGCCAGAGGAGCAGUUGCCAAGUGGCUGGGCUGGAGAAGAAGCAUUGUCUAAGUGUGGCCUGAGGCCAAUGGGAGAUGUGCCCAAGCCACCCCUUGGGGCAUACUGAGCUCUGUCUCUUCCUAAUGACCUGGUUAUGCCUGGCUAGUGUUGGCGUCGGUGGUGGCACCUUGGGAAUAUCUUCCGUGGUCAUAGCAAAAGCUAUGGAGGUCCAGCUGGCAGAGGAGCCCACCAUGACUGAGCCCCAAAUCAACUGGCUCAUGGGUGGCUCCAGCCCUCAUAAGCUCUGGCUUAUGGGUGGCUCCAGCCCUGGUUAGCAGCUUCAAGUAUGAGUACCAGACUGGGAAGUUGGCCCCGCUGGGCAGGGCCAUGACAGUUAAGCUGUUCACACCAUGGGCACAGCAAAGAGCUGGUCAGGUCUUGGUCAGGGCAGUAUAGAAAGAAUUGAAAAGACACCUCUUACUGCAUGAAAAGCGGGAUUGCUGGCUUUCCUCAAGAGUAGGCUUUUGCUAACAACCAGAGGCAGGUCUUCUGGAAUUCUCGGGAGGCCCUAUAGCCCUACUUCUGUCCUCCUGGCUCGUGCAUUCUCUUCCAACCCCACCUGGCUGUUGGUUUCUGACUGCUGCCACAGAGGGCCCUCGUCUUUCUGUGCCGUCGUUGCACAUUCAGAGAGAGGGGUGUGUGCUGCCUUGCCUUCUCGGUGGUAUCUUGGACACUGUAAGUUUAACAAGAAUCAAGCCUUCACUUGUGCUCAGAGCGACUGACCCACUGCACCCACGGACUGGAAGACCUCUUCUCCUUGGCAUUACCAGCUCUCCUCUUGGUGGUUUCAGAGUUGGCAGAGUGUGAGUUCCUGAGUCUAGGUGUGGUGUCCCUGCUCCAUAGUGAAGGGAAAGAAUGACCCUGUUGACACUUGGAGUCUCCCACCUGUGCUUCCUAGUGACUGCUGUUGUAAGGACAUCCCCUCACAGGGGACAGGAUGCUGGAGGGAGCUGGUCGGAAGCAACUGGCUGGAAAUAGUGGGGCGAAGCCUGGCUUCUGCAGAUGUUCAGCUUCACUCAGAGGAAGGGAGGCAGCUUGAAACAGGGCAGGUGGGCAUAAGCCCUGUCUGGUUGUGUCUAUGGAGGUCCUUUUCCUCACCUCUCCCCAAGGGCCUGCCCCCUUCCGAAGGUCUUGUCUUCUUAGAACAGGUCAGAGCAAAGCCUACCCUUCCCUGGCAGGGUGCAUAUGUGGUGUUCUGGACUCAGCUCUGGCUCAAGUGUGUGGCUACGUUGGCGCCUGGGCAAUUUUCCAGGUCAGCCAGUGCCUAUCGCUGGGACACUCAGCUGAGGCUAGACUCAGGUCACCUGUGGGCAGGAAGAAAACUUCCAGCAAGGGAGAGCUGGGGGCUGCAUGCAAUGUCUCCAAGUCUCUGAGCCUGCACGGCAGGUGCCCUAAGGCGGGGAUGGGGCAGUUGUGAAGAUUGCACAUUCUCUACGGACUGGGCCAGAGCUGGUGGUUGGUGGUAAGGGUAUCCUCCAGCACCUUCUGCAGAGGAACUCUGAUCUAUGGCCACGCUGCUUUGUUGCCUUUCUGAUGAUGUCAGGCAGUGUGCUAUGGCUGUUGUUGGCUGCCUUUCUGUCACCCCACUGUGGCUAGAACCCAGAGCCAGGGCCAGGCUGACCUCAGCACUCCACUGCAGCCUUCAGGGUUGGAGAGCAGGUAGCUUCAGUGUCCUCCAGUGGUCAUUCAUGUCUGGUUCCUGUGGCUUGGCAUUUUGCUCUAACAGUGUUGGGGGAAUGCUGGCUUCAGGAGAGCUGAGGGCAGUGCAGGAGGCUUUUGGGUUCUCCCCUGACCCUGAAAACCAUCACAGAUUGCAUUUAUAAGAACGAUUCAGGCUGUUGCGGGGCUCUGAUUCACCUGAGCCAGAACCUGGCUAGGGCUUGCAAGUCCUCUCUCUCCGUGGCUCUCGCCUCCUGCCCGCCCCCAUGUUUUCAUAUCCUUGGGACAAAUGGCUUUUCCUCAUGGGUUUCUUUUGCACUAGGAAUUUCUCACCUUGUCUGGUCUGUCUUAACCAGAUAUGAAGCAAUCAGCUCAGACAUGAGCACCCAGAGCAAGUGAGUACAUGGUGGCCCUGGUUCCGAGGGCUGUGGUGCUGUCCCUGGCCUUCCAGGCCAUUGAGGAGGAGAGGGAACCUCUCACACAGCCUCAGGGUCCUUCAGAGUGGCUUCUAGGCACCCAGAACUACUCACUGCCUCUCUGGCUGAUCAGAUUAGGGACAGAGGAGUGGUUCUCAAAGAUGCCCACAUGACAGUCCCAGGUCCUGUGUGUGUGUCCUUUGCCACAGUCAAGGACCUUCCCAAGGGGACUUAGGGUAGUAGGCCUGAAGGACUGAGAAAGGAUCCUAGACUAUACCAAUGGGGUUAGGGCUGACACAUGGCCCCUCAGAAGUAGACAGAAAGAUGGCCAGGCUGGGAAAGGUAUGAUGCGUGCCCAGGAGUGAGUCUCUGUUGCUGACCUGAAGAUGAGGACAUGAAACAUUGAAGAGACCUAGGAGGACAACACAGCUCCAGCCAGCAAAGAAGCCAGGAAGUCAUGCCUCCGACCACAAGGAGCUGAAGCUGGCCACAGCCUGAGUAGGCAGCAGGCAGGCCAUCAGAGCCAUCGAGGAGGAGGCCAGCCAGUGACCCCUGGAUCUGACCUAGAUUCCUCUGAGCAGAGCCGGCCUAGGUCUAUAGUACUGCAAUCACGUGGUGUGAGUGUGUAAAACCGAGACCACAAGGGUGCAUGGGCAGAGCCACUCAAGGUGUGGUCAGAGCGAGAGAAAGCAACCUUACAGGAGGAUGGCAUUGCCUUCUCUGGGCACAGGACUGUUCUGAAGUAGACAACACAGGAGCCUUGGCUGGGUCUCUUCUUCAGGGGUGACAUCUCCAUCAUCAGCAAUUCCAAACCCGCCUACUUCCUGUGAGGUCAGAAGCCACACAUGCAGCCAUAAUGUUCCUUGGGGUUUGGCGAUAAACAACUUUCUUUUUACUUGUGAUAAAAAAUGUAUUAUAUUGCCUUAUUUAUUUUUAAUCUUGUACAAAUAUUCAUGUACAGAUGUUAGAGCCAUUUAGGUAGGAUUCUCUCCAAAUUAUUUAUUUUAAGAUGCUCUGUAAAUAGUGCACCAGUUACAGGUGCUUGUUCACUUGUACCAAAAAUGAGGAAAAGCCUGGUACCCACUUCAGCCCCUGCUUGUAAUGCUGUGGCCCUUGGGAAAUGACCCUAGUGUGUUCCCUUCCCACCCCUAGCAUGCCUCCCGUGCCUGACACUCUAGAGUAGAACGCAGCCCCAGAAUGCUUCCAAAUGCUUCCAUGGGCUGUGCCAACCUGGGACAGUUCACUCCUGGGGUGUCUGUACCUACAGGUGUAUGUCCCCCCACACACAGCAAUCCAGUUGUUUCUCAGACUCCAAAGCCACCAGGGCUUCCGGACCCCUUCUGUCAUAGAAGCAAUAACCAUAACCUAAUACUGUAGAGACAAGUCUGGCCCAAACAGAUUGAUAUUUCAGAAACUACCCGUGCAUGUGAGUUUGCUAUGAAAGACUGACAUCCAGGCCCCCCAUCCCUCCCAGAAGCUCUAGCUUCUUAGUUCCUAGAGCCAGGAUUGGUACCCCAAGAUAUAGCUGAGCAGACUGAGCCAGCCACCAGGCCUGGGCCUCACUAUUGCUCACUAAGGAAUAAGGGUGAGGGGAUCCUUACGAUCCUAUAUAUCUAUACCAAUCCUCAAAUCAUGAUGCUUCAUGUGACCGAGGGUCGUGAUGGUUUGUUUCAGUGUUGCAACAUUGUGGCAUAUUCAAGGUGGCACAUCCCACCUUCCUCAGUGCCAUCCUGGUGGGAGAAGGGGACCCCUGAAGGUAUAACAAGAAAGAGCCAGAAAGGGCUGACAGAGGAUUCAGGCCGCGGGCUUGGCUGGCAGAUAUGAGCAGCUUCCAGAGAGCUCACAUUGUAUUUACGUGUGAGCAGAAGGACUCGUGUACCAUUGUCCUAACAGCAACUCGUAGAGACUGCAAAUGACUUGCUUUCACAGGCUGAGUAAGAGGGAAACAGUUUGGAUUGUGGAAUCAGGGGAGGUUUCACUCCAGUCUCUCACCUACCACCACCCUUAGCAAGGUAAGUUCUAGGACUUUCCAGGUCCCAGAGAUCUUCACAGCCUGUCAGAGCUUCAGUCAGUGGAGCUGGGGUGGUGUUGCAGAGCAAGUGCGUACCCUUUAUGCUGAGCAUAAUAGUGGCAGGGAAAGAACUUUGCUAUAUACACUGCACACCUGGCAGCACCAUGCUGCAGAAGGGAUGCUGGUAGUUUACAUUUUUACAUGGCUAUACAUACGUAGCCACCCAGAAAUUGACUUGCUCAUGCUCUUUAAUGGUUUCAACUUUCGAAGGGUGCGUUUGGCUUGGUAAAAUUAAUAAAGAGCAAGUCUGGCAGCUUAGAUAUUGGGUGGGCCUUUGAAGCAUCUUGCUUCUCUGGCUGUGAUUGGCUUUGAAGGUUUCUAUAGUGGAUUUGAACCAAUAGCUCAUUUCCAUUUACAACUACAGGCUUGGCAGUAGGUUGAUGGUUAAAAGUGUGUAUGCAUGCAUGCCUGCACACAUACACAUGUUCAAACACUGCACGUGCGCACACACACACACACACACACACACACACUUUCAUAGGGAGUAUUAGAGUUGGUUUGUAUUCUUGGUCCCUUAGACUGGGGGUUAGAGGAGAUGCUUGGGAUGGGCUUAGAUUCAGGGAUCUGCUGGGAGAUGUCAUUGGAGCUGCCCUGAGCUGGCCUGGGGAUGGGAAGCUAACCUUAUCUCGGGCAGAAAGAGGUCUCAAUCCAGGAACUGUGGCACCUAGAUAACUAUCUUAUCCAUAAAUCAUUCUGAGCUCUUUGACACCAGAGAGAAAACAUGUUGACAGUUCACAGCUGACACAAUGAGUGUGGUAGAAAUGGAGGCUCUUUGACCAUAAGCAACUCCUGGCGCCUAUCUGGUCAACCAGUGCCACAUGGACCAAGACUAGUAUGAAUCCAGAAGCACAGGCCUAGAGCCCAGGAGCCUUCCUAGGGGAAGGCAGGUGUGUGGCCUGGCCAGAGGAUUUCCUCCUAAAGGGUAAGAGUGGGCACAGUAUGGAAGGGCAUAUUCAGGAGAGCUCCUGCUGCUCACUGGUAGGAGAAUUCUGGAGCGUAUCAUUUCACAUAUAGAGCUGGGUGACCUGGGUGGCCUGGUCCUGAUGGUGGCUGAUGACAGCUGCACAGGGGUUCUUCCUGUUGGGAGGCCAUCUAUGAUGCUCUGUGGGCUGGAGGCAAGGAUGAUGUGUUAGGUUCUAGUGGUUGUUACACAGGGUCUGGUACACCAUGAGCACAACUUCACACAGACACACUGAGUCAGACAAGGCAGGUGUCAGCACCCUUUGGGGUCUGCCUCACCUCUAAGAAUUCAGAGGGCACUUUAGAAUGUAUGUGGGAUCCCUGGCCUUGCCCUGAGAGUUCAUUCCUUGUAAACACAGGUCCAAUAAUAGGAGAUGAGAUCUGUCACUCUGUGGUCCAUGCCAUAAAUACUUCAGAUUCAACUUCAAGUGCCAUAUCCUGUCACUCAACAAUUAUCUAAUCAACAUGUCAUUAUGUAAUGACUAAUACAUUUAGAUUUUUAAGUUUUCUAACUAUUUUAAUCCAUUCUGUUCCACACAUUCCAGAUGCCUGAAAAACAAAAAUUAUUCCACUAGAGGCCAGCCACAUUUAGUUCAAAUCAAUGUGUGCUCCUGUGCAUGUGUGUGUGCAUGUGGGUAAACAUUGUAUGCAUGUCUAAUACAACAUAAAAUUAUUCUUCCUGGGAUUAAGGUUACUCACUGAAGGAAAAAGAAAUUGAAUAUAGUGAGCUGUCAUUUGGGACACUUAAUAUCCCAUAAGCUGAGGAAUCACCUGCCAUCCCGCCCCCGAACUCCAGGGAGGGAGGCGGGGAUGGGCACAUGUCUCUGAGCCACUCAGCCUACUGGUAAGUCUUUUUUGCAAAGGGACCUCUAUGAUAGUGUCAUUCUGGCCCGGGUGCAUCGAGAGGCCCUGUUGGUCUGUUUCUCUUGUCUUGUUGGAUUGAGGGUUUGGUUGUCUGUUGAAUAUUGUGCAGAGUAGGUGGCAACUCCACAUGUCAGGUGAGUGUCCAUCCGAACUCUGAGGGGGGAACAAAAUGGCAUCAAUCUCAGGUACACUAGCCCUUCCCUGCCCUCCAAGUUCCAGCAGCUGACGUAGGGGCCACACCUUCCACCUGGUGUGUCAGCUCUUGCCGGUCUGGAUUAUAUAGUGGGAAGAACAAGACUCAGGAGGCUAUCUUGUAUUGUUCUUCAUAAGUGGCUGGAAAAAAGACUCUUAAAAUUCAGAAAAUUGACCACCACUAUGCCACAUCCUCUGUCCUGACAAGCGUUGGUCAUUUAAAAUCUAAUGAGUAUACUGAGUUUUCUUCAGCAUGUUGCUAGACCUGCUCAGUCCACACUCAGACAAGAGAGGCCAAUCAUUAUUGCCCCAUUAGUGAACACCUUUGGGGGGAGGGCUUUGAUAUAGAGGUAAAUUGAUCAAACAUUCAUUACUAGAACUUCCAUUUAGUUUUGCAGUUCCUGGGCCCCUUCUGUGGACUCCUUGUCCAUGAACAGCCUGUGGAGGAAGUAGUUGGCUACUGCUCAAUACACAUUGUCCUGAGAGUGCAAGGCAGAUAGGGAGGGGCCAGGCCUCAACUCUUCAUCUGCUCUGGCCAAGCUGCACGUUUUCUGCUAAGGUUAAGAUCUCUGCUAAGCCAAGUGAAAUCUGUAAAAACUGGGCUGCCAUCGAUGCUAUUGUCUAUACAACCCUGCUUACCCAGUGUGGUGCAGGGUGUCUCAUGGAGGCUGGUUCCUGGUGGGCAAGGCUUGGUUGAGCCCCAUAUUUGGAGCAUGUGGCCAAGUGCUGUUUGGCUCUGUAAUUCUUGGCUUUCUGUUGCUAAACUAGAACCAUUUGAUUUCUUUCCAAUCGGCUGCAUUCCUCCAAAGUUAGAGACACCUGGAAAGAAAUUAGAACUCCUGGCCUCAGCUUUAGAGUGUUACCUUUAGAGUGUCUCAAACUUUUCGAAACACAAACUGAAAUUGUGUUAGCAGCAUCUUCUUAAAUCAAUCUUUUCUGAAAGGCCUGAUAUCAAAUAGGGACAGAGCUAUGGCACUCCUAUAGAGCCUAAACCAUACUGCCCAGCUAGAAUUACAGCUCUUACCCUCAAUGCUCCCAUGCUUCCGGCAAGCACAGUGCCUUCCCAGGGACUUCCCAGGGAGUUUAGAGAGAGUUCUCCAGGAGUGCAUAGAAAGCAAGGAAGGGACAAUGGUACAUGACAAGAAGUAUGGCUGCCUCUCCAUUACAGGACCCCCACGUGCUUUCCAGGCAUUGGUUCUGCUGAUGCCAGACAACAUCCACUUCAGAUGCAUUGGUUUCCAAACAUUUCCAGCAACUUGCUGAGAUUUAGCAUUUCAACAGAGAUGCUAUCUGAGACUGACUCCAGAAAUCUUUUAGACUUCAUAAACUUGAAGGAUUGCCUGCAGGCAACUAGAUCUGCCUGGGGUUGGUGCCCUCUGCUCCAUGGCACUGCACUGGGAAGUGGGCCUGACAGCAGCCAGAAACUUGUUUCUCACCUCCCACCAGCAACCUCCACUCAGCCCCAGACCCCAGGCACAUGAAGCACAAGUCUCAGGGGACCGUUCCCAUGCUGUGGGGAGCCCAAGGAAGCCCCCAGCAUCUCUUGCUUACACCACUAGCAGUGUGGGCACAACUGGCCACCAGGAGCACACACGCCUGGGGAGGAGGGGCCUGCUCUGUUGCCUUCAUCCCUGUUAAAAUUGAGUAUAUGCAAGCCAUUUGCACUAUGGAAUUGCAUGCCAUGAAAUUCCUAACUGUGUGCACCUUAGUUUGAAUUUGACAUUAUGUAGCAUGCACAAAAGAAAGGAUGGGCUUGGGCUUGUCUCCAAGUCACCUCUGCCGCUCAUUGGGAGCACAGCGUUGCCCUCAGCCAAUGCCAGGUUUUGUGGAGCCCGUGUGGGUGUGGCUCCAGCACUUACUGUCCAGUGUGUCCCUUUCCCACCGUGCUCCCACUUAAGCUGAUUGCUCACCAAUUUGCACAAAUGGAAAUGUCGUUAUGAUCACGUCUUAGCAGUAAUUCCAUCUUGGUUUAAAGUAAGCCCAAAGCCCACUUCUGGAGUUCCUUACUGAAAAAAAAAUUAAAAAAAAAAAGGCAUGUAAGCACCUGUGUCCUGUGUUUAUCAAGAAAGCUUUGAGUCCCUUAGGGAUGGAGGGUGCAUGGACAAAGGGGGCAUUUUAUCCCACACGAUACACUUACCAGAUGCGUCCGUAGCUAUGAGAACUCGAUGAUUAUAUUCACAAUAACUCAAUAUCACUGGGUAACCUCUCACAAUAGAUUUGUAUAAUCAAUACGGGUCUAUUUUUAUGUCAACUCUGUAGAGCACCUUCCAGUCUUUUUCAAGAUUGUUAAAUUGAGAUGAGUAAUUGAAUAAUUUGUCCUAUUUUUAUUUAAAAAGUGAAUGAACUGAAAUGUUAAUGUGAAUGUACAUUUCUUAACUGCAACUUUUCUACUGAGUGUUUGCACUAUAAUCUCUGGGGUCUUAUUUAACAAAAAUAAAGGAGAAAAAUUGCUUGAAUAAACUCUGGCCAUUUUCAUUGAAGGACAAAUGGCCAUAUGCA
Mastomys coucha (southern multimammate mouse) is the source of this 12139-nucleotide messenger RNA. It is a transcript of the gene Adcy1, whose product is annotated as adenylate cyclase 1. NCBI's taxonomy places the organism in Eukaryota, Metazoa, Chordata, Mammalia, Rodentia, Muridae. The coding region runs from base 1 to 3357 and encodes 1118 amino acids. The record is from RefSeq and is a predicted model, not a curated record. The transcript is spliced from 20 exons. Gene Ontology annotation, molecular function: adenylate cyclase activity. Gene Ontology annotation, biological process: adenylate cyclase-activating G protein-coupled receptor signaling pathway; intracellular signal transduction; cAMP biosynthetic process. Gene Ontology annotation, cellular component: plasma membrane.